UAUCUAGAUAUUCGAUGCAUCCACAAGAAUAUGCAUCACAUCAAGCGUCUUUUCUAUACGCAUGCGCAAUUUUUAUUCCAAAUCGUCAAUGAAGAUUGCUGGUGCACUGUGCACUAGGUGCAGUGUCAAAGAACGGGAAUGAUCGAAGGAUUCAGGGACGUCCCCUCUUAUCGCGGAAAAUUCGGUAAUUCCUGUUCACAUGUUGCGCUGCGUUUCUUACAUUAUCUUCCUCUUUUCGAUAUAUAAGGGGAUUUCACCGUGAAAAAGUGUGGCGCGAAUAAACUUUGUAUGUAGACGAUUUGACGAGUCACUGUCUGAUAAAUGCACAGCUUAGUGGGACCCCCGGCGAAGAAGAGAUGCAUUAUGAGAAACGGCAACAAAGUACGAUUGAUGGAACAUGUGCGGGAAUUUCAGCUGCCUCAACAGUUUCCCAGCACGUGGAAACAGGCGAUGCAGCAGGGUAUCGUGAAUAUCGCGAAAUUCCAAUCCAGAAAUAUAAAUGAGUCUGAUGUUGAGUGUCAAGUACCGUGCAAACCGCAGAAAUUAAGAAUUAUAUCUGCGAAUGGAAAAGAUUUGGGAGAGUUUAAUCUGCAGUUGCGGACUGAUGAUCCAGUGAAAGGACAGGCAAUCACGAUCACCAAGGAUACUCCCAAGCCUGAGAAGCCAAUGUCGGUUCUAGCUUCACAGAGCAAAAUAUUUCCACGGAUACUUAAACAAGGAACAGUAAGGGUACCGAGAAAUUUGGUGGAUAUUACAUCCUGCAAUAAGAACAAUUCUGAGACAAAUAAUAUUAAUGUGUUGCAACAAUCUACAAAUGUAACACUAAAUAACGUGCUUGAGACUCAAGAUACUAAGAUUAGAAAUAAGGAAGCGCAAGUGUGUAAUAGCAAUAUUAAAGUCAAAUUACCAGUUUCUACAAAUGGGACAAAUUCUAAACAAUCCUUGCAUGAAAUUAUCAAUAGUAAUCAAAAGCAUAUAGUAUAUAAUGGAAUAGGCAAUGUAAAUAGCCAUAACAAAAUUCCACUAAUUACAAUAGAAGACAAUGAAGAAACUCCAGCUGAAAAUAUAUCUUUUAAAGAAAUUAUGAAAUCGCCAUUUCCUAUAGUGAAUUGCAAAAAGCUUGUACUAAACUCUAGUGAUAGUAAUGAUAUGCAUAGGUCUGAAGACUAUUUCAAAAAUGCAAUUUUGACGCAGUAUAAUAAUGUUGAGUCAUCAGUAGAUGAAAAAAAUGGAAUUAAUGUACAUCGUGGCAAGAUUAUAUCAAGGCAUAAUACAAAGGGUGAAAAUAUGCAAAGUAAAUAUGUUUCGAAGACUGUCUCUGAAAACAAUUGUUCUGCUGUUGCAGUUGACAAUCCUGUGCAAUGCAUUCCGGAAUUGCAACAAAUUACAAAUACUGUUGAUUCAAUUAUACAACUGGAUGUACAGAACAAGGAUUAUACAAAGGAUUCAACUCAGACAGGUUUAUCAGAUCAAUUGGAUAUUAUCAAGAAAGCAAUGGAUAGUGUAAAAGAUGACAAGCUGCGUACACUAGCACUAAAGGCCUUAGAAGAAUGUGGAAUUGGAAUUGAGAGAUGUGUUCCAAUAUCAGAGAAACACAAAGCUGUGAACGACACACAAAUACAAACUAUGGUAUUUGGCUUAUUAGAGCCUGAAUCUUUCAUAUUUAUUAACAAGGAUAAUAUUCAGAGAAUAAAUCAGAUUACUUUUUGUGAUAUACCUUCUAAUCAAAAUCAGUUAUUAACAAAUAGUUUACACUCGGAUCCUCUCUUCAAAGCUUCUAUAAUUGAACAAGAAAAUGAUUUCAAUAUAGAUUGUUUUCUUAAUGAAUUUGUGGAAGAAAAUUUAGAUGUCAUGAAAAUGAAGGAAACUUUAUCAGAUACAAAGAUAAGAUGUAAAAAUCUUAUAGAACAUUUGGAAAGAGAUUUUGAAUCGGUUAAACGUUAUGAUCAAAAUGGCAUGCUAAAUAUACAUAAUGCUGUUAUAAACAAUAAUAUCCAUCUCGUUCGGAGACAAUUAAUGAUACUUGAGAAAUGUAAAGAAAGUGUCGAUAUAUUGACUGAGGAUGAAAAGACAAGUUUAGAGCUUGCAGUCAAAUUUGAUGUACAUAGUGAAAUUGUGGAACUUUUACUGAAGGCUGGAGCACAACCAGUGAUACCAAAAUAUAUACACGAAUCGGCAUUGAUCAUAGCCAGUAAACUAUCAUCACCCUUGUUACCAAUGCUUAUUAAUCAGGUCUCGGAUGCGAUAUUACUCGAUCAAAUAGAUUCAGAAGGUCUCGCAGCAUUACAUUAUUGCAGUAUGCGCAAUAAUUGGCAAGGAGUGAAAGCGCUUAUAUCAGCUGGUGCAACUGUAGAUCUGAAGGAUAUGAGAUCAGGACGAACGCCUCUGUUUCAUGCACUGGACAACGGUCACACAGCGGUGGCACAGACACUAUUGAAAGCCGGUGCUAUUACAAAUGUCACAAAUUACGCGGGACAAACGCCUAUACCUAUAGUAAUGGAGAAGAUAAACCUUUAAGAAUAUAUAUAUAUAUAUAUAUAUAGUUAGAAGAAAAACAACACGAUGAUUUUUAUUUCUGAUAAAAGAAAAAUUUAUUA
Molecule: messenger RNA, 2597 nt
Organism: Nylanderia fulva
Lineage: Eukaryota; Metazoa; Arthropoda; Insecta; Hymenoptera; Formicidae
Biological process (GO): cellular response to tumor necrosis factor
Cellular component (GO): cytosol
Molecular function (GO): NF-kappaB binding
Source: RefSeq, a predicted model, not a curated record